AUGGCGGUGGAGGCGGCGGCGGCGGCCAAUUCGGCCCACAUACGGCGGAAGAGCAUCGGUGGGCGGCCCUUCAAGAGCUCCCCCGACCUCACGCUGCUGCUGGAGAACCUCUCCAAGGAGGCCAGGAUAGAGCCUGCCAGGCUGAGGCUUUCUGGGCCGCUGGGCGAGGGCGCUUAUGCCAGUGUGCGGCGGGCCGAGUUGCGGGCGGGCGCAUCCCUCCCUGGCGGGGAGGCCGACACGCGGCAGGUGGCCGUCAAAUUCCUCCACCAGCAGCUGCUGGAGGAUGCGGAGCAGGUCCAGCUAUUUGUGCAGGAGGUGGAGCUGCUGCGCACCCUGCGCCACAGCAACAUCGUGGAGUUCAUAGGCUGCAGCUGGCAGCGUGCUGCCGCCAAUGACGACUUUGCCAGGGCGGGGGCGCCGGGGCUGGCCAAUGUCAGCCCGCCGCCAGCCAAGUACGGUCCCAUCAAGGUCCACUACUAUGUCCAGGAACUAUGCGGCGGCGGCAGCUUGGGUGAGCUGGUGAGGCGGCAGAUGGUCAAGCCGUACAAGCCUCUCUACAGCGACAUGGACGCGCUGCGCUGGAGCCUGCACACCGCGCGUGCGCUGCAGUACCUGCAUGAGUCCCGCCCCGUCAUCAUGCACCGCGACCUGAAGCUGGACAACAUCAUGCUGAGCAGCGCUGACGUGGCACGGGCAGACGUCAAGCUGGCAGACUUUGGCCUGGCCCGCCACACGGCGCACGCCCCGCUCCCCAGCAAGGCCCCCGCGCCGCUCGUGGAGCUCACCUGCAACGCCUGCCCGCCGGCGCAGCCAGAGCCCGGGGCGUCCAGGAGGGGCGGCAGCACCCGGGGCGCCACGCCUCACCAUGUUCCCGUGCUGACGGGGCGCACCGGCUCCCUGGGCUACAUGGCCCCAGAGGUGCUGGCCUCGCGCCCCUACGGCCCCAGUGCAGACAUCUUCUCCCUGGGCAUGUGCAUGUACAACCUCUUUGCGCGCCGCCUCCCCGGCUUUGAGCUCAUGCUCAACUGCUCCGAGGGCAGCGGUGAUCCCAUGGAGGUGUUCGCAGCAAAGGUGGCCGAGGGCUUCCGCCCGGCGCUGCCGCCGCGCGUGCCGCCUGCGGUGGCUGAGGUCAUCCAGGCUUGCUGGAAGGGCGACGCUGAGCUGAGGCCCAGCGCCGGCUGGGUGGUGCAGAUGCUGGAGCGCAUUGGCGAGUCGGAGCAGGCAGCGGGUCUAGUCGAAGUCUAG
Messenger RNA from Chlorella variabilis, 1245 nucleotides. RefSeq lists its product as hypothetical. Gene Ontology annotation, biological process: protein phosphorylation. Bases 1 to 1245 code for a protein of 414 amino acids. Gene Ontology annotation, molecular function: protein kinase activity; ATP binding. The transcript has 7 exons. NCBI's taxonomy places the organism in Eukaryota, Viridiplantae, Chlorophyta, Trebouxiophyceae, Chlorellales, Chlorellaceae. The record is from RefSeq and is a predicted model, not a curated record.